Messenger RNA from Fusarium coffeatum, 1812 nucleotides. RefSeq lists its product as uncharacterized. The coding region runs from base 1 to 1812 and encodes 603 amino acids. The record is from RefSeq and is a predicted model, not a curated record. Lineage: Eukaryota; Fungi; Ascomycota; Sordariomycetes; Hypocreales; Nectriaceae. The transcript has a single exon.
AUGACUGCCGGUAUGCCUACAUCACCAGUCUGGUUCACAGAAAACCAUAUCAGCAAUCGCAGUAUAUCAUCUCCCAGCCGAAUUCUCAACUCUCCUUACCAAUCAGGAUCUGUGGGAGUACAAAACUUGGGAUCAAUAAAAGAACGACAGUCAAUGGUGUCGUUCCUCGAACACCAAGGACGGCAAGCCGAGGAGGAAUCAGAUGAAGAAUCAGUUUCAUCGACGGAGUCCUCUGCAGGCAUCCCCAUCCGUUCUGUCAAAGCCCGCGGGCACUCCAUAGCUACAGCAGCAACAUCACUCACCUCGGGAAGCGGCAACCUACCAUCACCGAAAAGUCUAUCACCUGUCGAGCGAGGACAUGAGUACAGCUGGAUUGAUGUUGAUUCAGAUAGCGACAACGAUGAAGAGACGCGACCUGAAAUUCGAGGCCAAUUAGCCUCGCCAAAGGGAAUGGCUGCUCUAUCACCAAGGCCACCAACACCACCAAAUAUGGAGUCAACAUUUGACAUCACAGUCAUGAUGGAAGCUCCACAGCCUCGUCUACAUAGAGCAUGUUCCUGCAUCGAUGAAUCUUCGAAGAGCAGCUUGAAACAGCACAGAAGACAAGAGUCAGCAAAAUCCCUGGACUCACCGGUCAUUCCUCCUCGAGUAACAUCUCUCACAAGUGUGACAAAUUCAUUGGAUACAACACCAAGACUCAAAACGCCCGUGUUUGAUUCGCGGAUAAGCCCCGAUAAUUUUGGUUACACCAACUCAUCAUUCUUUACUCAACGCUUUCGCGACGAGACAGACAAUAACACAAUCCUUUUAAAAUCAGACUUUGGAUCUAUUGAGCUGGAAAUCGAGGACGAAGAUACAUAUAUGGACCAUUGCCCGCCUCCCCCACCAUUGUCCCGCCCGGAUACAGUCUAUAUCGAGCAGACACCACCACCUUCUCCGUUACCAACUGUCGAAUCAUGGCUGGAUGGUUCAAAUCCCCCUCUCCCCCAGAUUCCUAAUGACGAUUUGGUCAAGGCAGUGCCUCUUCCUCCAGAGAUCGUCGAGACGCUCAGAGUUUCAAUUGCUUGCUUCCCAGAGACAAUGUUGUUGUCUUCGAGCUUGACCACAGAAACGAUCCGAUCGUACUCCAAGAAGGUCAGAAAUCCUUCGGCAGACAUCUGGGCUGACCCAACAUCCGACUCAUCAUCUUCACACCCUCGAAGGUCGAUCUGGAAAAAGGUCGUCUCACACGGUCGCGACUCAAGUGCCGCUAGACGUCACCGGUUACACUCAUAUCAUAGUAACAGCUCCUCGGGCGCCGUCGCAUCCCCAAUCCCAUGGGCUCCGCUGCGACAUGUGUUUCCUGGUUGCUCAGAUUACAUCUGUGAUGCUCUGUAUGCCCACAUCGUGGCCUACAACUACGUCUCACGAGUUCCCCGCAACCAGCCCUCUGGCAAACGAGCAUCGAUCGCAGAUUCGAAGUCACAAGGCGAAAACAUUCCAAAGAAAGCCGCCUCACUUCUUGGGCUUAGCGCACCUCAGGCGAAUCCCACGCCCAACCUUGGCCGAUUUGCUAGGAAGUUUAGCUCCCCACUUACAGCCAUUGGCUUCAACAAGGAAGAGCCAUCAACUGUAACCACUCAAGAUAACGCGACACGAAACAUCGAGUCAGGACUACUUCGCUGUAUCUCCAGACUCAUCGCCACUGCCAAGAUGAUCACAGAGAAUGGUACUGCGGAGGAGAGAAUCAUGGAUGCCGAACCACACGAGAUGGAUAUGAUUUUAGUGCGAAGUCUCUGUGAGAUUGUGAGACUAUCUGAAGAAGCUUCAUGA